Myxocyprinus asiaticus (Chinese sucker) is the source of this 1939-nucleotide messenger RNA. RefSeq names its product protein RD3-like. Bases 180 to 833 code for a protein of 217 amino acids. NCBI's taxonomy places the organism in Eukaryota, Metazoa, Chordata, Actinopteri, Cypriniformes, Catostomidae. The record is from RefSeq and is a predicted model, not a curated record. The transcript is spliced from 3 exons.
UUGGGGAGCAUUGCUAUAGCAACCGCAAACAGAAAGGCCCUUCAGAGCAAGCUCUGAGAGGCAUUGUGACCUGAACUAUUACACAUCUACAAGCCAUACAAGACAGCUGGAUCACUUCAAAAGGUAAUAUUAAAUUGAGUAGAAGAGGGCAGGUGACAGAAGCAGGUACACAAACAAUCAUGUCGUGGUUCAGCUGGAGCGAGCCCUAUUAUAGGAGCCCACGACGCGAGCCGUCUGAAGUGGUGACAGACACUCUGAUGCUGGAGCUGAGCUGGCAGAUGAGAGAGGCUGAGAGGCUUCACUGUGAGCGGGACAAUGAAUAUAGGAGAGUGAAGAGUGGCGUGGACUACAGCUGGCUCAUGAGCACACCACGCAGCACAUAUGACAUCAGCAAAGGAGAAAGACUGGGCCUUGAAGACCUGUGUAGCAAAGUGCCACCAUCAUACUGUGGAUCUGUAAUACAGAGGUUUCGGCAGGUGCUAUUGGAGAAUGAGCCUGAGGUGCAGGAGGUUUCCGGACUCUUUCGCUCUGUUCUUGUGGAAACACUGGAGCGUGUUCAGGAAGAGCAGGAGGCUCAGCGUCUCAUCCACCAGUGCAACAACAAACGCUCCAUCAGCCUGUCGCUGCUGAGCUUUAAGUCACGUGUGCGGGUCAACCCAUUCAGCGGCACCUUGGGACUGAAAUCCAACAGUAAUGGCUCGGAGGAAGAUGGCGUAGAUGUUAAGACUGUAUGUGGGGAUGUUGAGAAGGGCCUUGGUCUGACAACAGAGAAAGCACAGCGUGUGUGGAGUAUGCCGGAGUUCCGACACAAUGGAAUCAGUGGUAAAGCUUGAGUGUCAGUGUGUGGGACAGUGAAUCCCACCUCCUACAAGUAUAACAAUGGAUCUGUUCCAUUGGAAAGCUGAUAAUCCUAGCAUCUAAUCUAAUCCUAGUGAAAAUCCCAGGAGAUCACCAAUUACAGAAAUACUCAAACCAGCCCGUCUGGCACCAACAAUCAUCCGUGCGAUUAUCUAAUCAGCCAAUCGUGUGGCAGCAGUGCAGUGCAUAAAAUCAUGCAGAUAUGGGUCAGCAGCUUCUGUUAAUGUUCACAUCAACCAUCAGAAUGGGGAAAAAAAUUUGAUCUCAGUGAUUUGGAGCGUGGCAUGAUUGUUGGUGCCAGAUGGGCUGGUUUGAGUAUUUCUGUAACUGCUGAUCUCCUGGGUAUUUCACACACAACAGUCUCUAGAAUUUACUCCGAAUGGUGCCAGUUCAGCAGCAGUUCUGCUGAUGGAAACACAUUGUUGAUGAGAGCUGUCAACAGAGAAUGGCCAGACUGGUUUGAACUGACAAAAUCUACAGUAACUCGGAUAACUGCUCUGUACAAUUGUUAUUAGGCAGGUGGUUGUAAUGUUGUGGCUGAUUGGUGUGUGUGUGUAUAAAAUAUAAUUUCAUUAAUGUACUUUUUUUCAAAAUGGGUUGUCCUUUAUUUGGGGUUGAAAUUUAAUUUGUUAGAUCUUGUUUUGUGGAAACCCCAUUCAUAAUUAUUAAUUUGUAUGAGGGGUGUGUGAGUCACAUCUAGAUGUGUUUUUUCAUGUCUUUUAUUUUCAAGUUUAGUUCCUGUUAUGUCAUGUGAUUUCCUGUUCAUGUGUCUUGUUUUCAUUGGUUCAUUGUUUGAUUACUUUAUCAGUUCUAGUUUGUCAUUGGUUUAAAUUUAUUAGUCUUGUUAUAUUGUUUAUAGUUCUGUCCGUUCAUUGGUUGUCUUGUUACCAAUGUCUGUGUAUUUAAGCCCUCAUGUUUGCCAUUGUUUCUUGUCAAGUGUUAUUAAUGUAACAUUGUUGUGUUGUUCUAACCAAGCCAAGUUUAGUUUAGUUUAUGUCAAGUUUAUAUUGAAGUUUGUUUCACAUUUGUAGUCAGGGUUUUUUGGAUUCCACAAUUGUAAAUAAAACCGCACUUGGGUUCA